AGGUGUAGACGCCUACGAGGUAAAACCCUCCAACCUAAAAUGGGUAACUUACCACCCCAACGUAUUACCCCCGACUAUCCUUUCUUGUCAGUCGGGCUGGACUUUGCUGGUCCUUUUACUAUCAUUAAUCGCAAGGGCCGUGGAAGUCGUUUGAUUAAAUGUUACUUGUGCUUGUUUGUCUGUCUUCGUUACAAGUGCAUCCAUCUCGAAGCCGUUAGUGAUUUAACUAAGGAUGCAUUCAUUAUGACUCUUCGACGCUUUAUAGCGCGCCGAGGCAGACCCACUGAAAUUUUUAGUGAUAAUGGGACUAAUUUUGUAGCUGCCGCAAAGGAAUUAGGGUCAUUUAUCAAACAAAACCAAGAACCUCUAUUUGAUUUUGCAAGCCAAAACCUUAUAAAGUUUAAAUUCAUUCCGGCUUACACUCCUCAUUUUGGUGGACUAUGGGAAGCCGGCGUUAAAUCGGCUAAACAUCAUAUAAAGCGCGUUAUCGGUAAUAGCCACCUCACCUUUGAGGAAAUUUCUACUUUAUUUACACAAGUGGAAUCUAUUUUGAAUAGUCGUCCAUUAUGUCCGUUGUCGUCGUGUCCCAAUGACCUUCUUUCCCUAUCCCCUGGACACUUUCUUAUCGGAAGGCCGCUAACUGCUCCACCAGCGCAAUACUUGGGCGACUCUAAGGAAAACUAUCUUCAACGCUAUGAACGCCUGGAAAAAAUACAGCAGCAUUUCUGGCAGCGAUGGCAGCGCGACUACAUAUCAGAAAUGCAGCAAAGAACUAAAUGGAAGAGCAACGCUGCCAAGCUGAGCGUCGGGGAUAUGGUGCUCCUGUCAGAAGAUAACGCUCCCCCUCUGUCAUGGAAGCUCGGUCGUGUUCUACGCCUCAUCACGGGAUCCGAUGGAAUAGCCAGAGUGGCAGACGUCACCACAAACAGAGGCUGUGUGCGCCGCUCUCUCGUACGUCUGUGUAAGCUUCCGACAGCCGAAGAGCUUCGAGGUUGAAAAGCGAGUUUUCAACGGCCGGGAGUAUGUACAGGCUUUGAAAGCCUAUAUUCAAAAUAGAGUGUUAAGUGUGUGUCGUGAACUUUGCGUAAACCAAUCGGCAGGCGUUUAUAGUACAUGGAACAAUUUUAAUUGUCAUCGCUCACUUCAAAUACGAGCUCUGUACAAGUAACACCUUUUUUUAUUAAAUUAAUUUUGCAUAUA
This is a messenger RNA of Cydia pomonella (codling moth), 1200 nucleotides long. RefSeq lists its product as uncharacterized. The coding region runs from base 40 to 996 and encodes 318 amino acids. NCBI's taxonomy places the organism in Eukaryota, Metazoa, Arthropoda, Insecta, Lepidoptera, Tortricidae. Gene Ontology annotation, biological process: DNA integration. The transcript has a single exon. Gene Ontology annotation, molecular function: nucleic acid binding. The record is from RefSeq and is a predicted model, not a curated record.